GGUGCCUGUCAGGGAGGAAAAAUAAACGCAGUGAGCAGAGCUCCACACCCUGAAGGGAAGGAGAAGUUUCACUGCAUUCCUGUCCUGCAACUCAACUUUGAAUCAACCAUCUGCAAGGACAGAUCCGUAGUGUGUAAGUGUGUGUGUUUAGGUCUGUGUUCAGGACCCCUGACCAGGCCCCAUCUUUUUUUCAGGACAACUGUGUGUGUAUGUUCGUGUGUGUGUUGUCUGUGCUAUUGUGUGUGUUCAAACAUCACACUGGAGGGGGUGUGGGCCAUCUAUCCACAUACGCCUAUUGACCUAUACCUCAGCGCCCUGUCAGGGAGAUGUUGACAUCACUAAGUGAUAAAGGUGAAGGCCACAGGGAGACAACGGCAUUGCUGGGUAAUGAAGAUGAAGGCUCCGUCCAAACCCAGACGAAGGUCCUGAACCAGGGCUCCUGGACGCAGGUCAGCUGUCCCUGCUGCGUGUCUGAGCAGGUGGAGCCCCUGGUCCUCAUUCAGCUUUCAGACAACAUCCAGCCCGUCACCAAGAGGUGGCUCAUCUCCCUGAUCGAGGUGUCCGAGAGAGAAGGAGGCGCAGCGUUGCUGGCCCACCCUGGAGAGGAUGAGUGUGGGGAUGUAAUCGUGGUGUCUGCUCCUCACUGCACCCUCUUCAGAGCCACAGAGGACUUGGGUCUGUGUAAGAAAUACCACAAUGGAGACAUGGUUGCUUUCUCCUACAAUGACAGAGACAACUUCAGAAAUGUUGAUGACAUGCAGGAGUUCCUGACGCUAGCGGAACGUCAGUACAUAGUCAAGUAUGAGCUGGACUUUCUAAGAGCCCAGAAGGGGCAGAAAAUCCCUGGAGUCCCUGAGUCUCAGGGGGUCCUGAAGGCCAGGGAGAACAUAUGUCAGAAGCUAGAGAAGGCGGGAGUGAUAAAGGACAUCUUCCCUCUGCAUGACAAGCAGAGACUGACAGACCUGUGCAGAAACUGGUACUCUGGGAAGCAGAUAUGGGGACAGCCUCUUGACUCUAUCCAAGCCUACUUCGGAGGCACCGUGGGGUUUUACUUCAGCUUUCUGGACUUCUACACCUGGGCUCUGGUGCCCCCUGCUAUCCUAGGCCUAGUGCUGACCUUUCUGCUGCCUGGAGGUGGAUCAGGAGCUGGAGUUGUGAAGGAGCAGGCUGGGGGGGUGGUAGAGGUGGACGACAGCCCCUCAGUCAGCGGUCACAUGGUACAGGCCGUGUUCAGCAUGUUGUGGUCCACGCUGGUCAUGGAGUUCUGGAAGCGACGCAGCUCCUCCCUCUCCCACCGCUGGGGCUUGCUGCACCUGGCCGAGCGCUUCGCUGAGCCCCGCCCUGGUUUCCACGGCACCCUGGGGAUCAACCCUGUGACCGGGCGGCUGGAGCCCCUGUUCCCGGAGUGGCAGAGGCAGCUGCGUGUAGGCCUGGUGUCUGUGCCCCUGGUGGGGUUCUUCCUGGGGAUGGUGGUGCUGGGUAUGACAGGGUUCUACCACGGAGAGGCACUGGCACAGGGCUUCCAUCAGGACAGCGGCUCCUUGUUCUCUGGAGCUCUGCUCUACCUGCCCUCUGUGGCUCACAUCGUCUACACCAACAUGCUGGGGAAUGUGUACCGCACUGUGGCCAUGCAACUCACCGAGUGGGAAAACCACAGAGAGGAGUCCUCCUUCCAGACCCAUCAUACCACCAAAGUCCUCCUGUUCACUUUCUUCAACUACUUUGCUGUGCUAUUUCACAUUGCCUUCUACAAACAAGACCUUCCACUUCUAAGGAAGAGGCUUGCGUCUCUGCUAAUCGUGACCCAACUGGUGAACCAGUGUACAGAGGUGGUGGUGCCGUUCAUAGUGGACCGCUUCUUCAGUGCUCCUCAGAAGAAGCAGCAAGAGGAUGACCCAAAUGUGGACAAACUCAGAGCCCAGAGAAGCCUGCCCCCUUUUCCAGGCCUAUUUGCUGAGUACAUUGAGUUGCUGGUGCAGUUUGGGUAUUUGAGUCUGUUCUCCUGUGUGUACCCGCUCACCGCCGUCCUCCUGCUCCUCAACAACGUCACAGAGAUCAGAGCAGAUGCAUACAAGAUCUGUAAACUGUUCCGAAAACCCUUCUCAGCCCCUGUGUCCAACAUAGGAGUGUGGCAGACAGCGUUUGAGGUUCUGGGGUUUGUUUCAGUUAUGUCUAACUGCUGGCUGUUGCUACUGUCUCCUCGGGUCCGGGAGUUCUGUCUGGAGGGAGGGAUUAGCGGCAGAAACAUCAUUCUCUUCGCCAUUCUGGUCGAGCAUGUCCUGAUCCUGGUCAAGAUGAUUCUUGCUUUUAUGAUCCCAGACGAACCAGACUGGGUCAGAAUCAAGAGGGAACAGAUUGAGUUUCACUCCAUGCAAGCUCUUGGGCAGCAGAAGCUCUAAAGGUUGUGGACCCCCCCAGUGGUGGAAAAGUACUCAAUUGUCAUACUUAAGUAAAGAUACCUUUUAUUUAUUUAUUUUAUUUCAUUUCACCUUUAUUUAACCAGGUAGGCAAGUUGAGAACAAGUUCUCAUUUACAAUUGCGACCUGGCCAAGAUAAAGCAAAGCAGUUCGACACAUACAACGACACAGAGUUACACAUGGAGUAAAACAAACAUACAGUCAAUAAUACAGUAUAAACAAGUCUAUAUACGAUGUGAGCAAAUGAGGUGAGAUAAGGGAGGUAAAGGCAAAAAAAGGCCAUGGUGGCAAAGUAAAUACAAUAUAGCAAGUAAAACACUGGAAUGGUAGAUUUGCAAUGGAAGAAUGUGCAAAGUAGAAAUAAAAAUAAUGGGGUGCAAAGGAGCAAAAUAAAUAAAUUAAUUAAAUACAGUAGGGAAAGAGGUAGUUGUUUGGGCUAAAAUAUAGGUGGGCUAUCUACAGGUGCAGUAAUCUGUGAGCUGCUCUGACAGUUGCUGCUUAAAGCUAGUGAGGGAGAUAAGUGUUUCCAGUGUCAGUGCUUUUUGUAGUUCGUUCCAAUCAUUGGCAGCAGAGAACUGGAAGGAGAGGCGGCCAAAGAAAGAAUUGGUUUUGGGGGUGACUUGAGAGAUAUACCUGCUGGAGCGUGUGGUACAGGUGGGAGAUGCUAUGGUGACCAGCGAGCUGAGAUAAGGGGGGACUUUACCUAGCAGGGUCUUGUAGAUGACAUGGAGCCAGUGGGUUUGGCGACGAGUAUGAAGCGAGGGCCAGCCAACGAGAGCGUACAGGUCGCAAUGGUGGGUAGUAUACCUUAACAGUAAAAGUGAAAGUUACCCAGUAAAGUAGUACUUGAGUGAAAGUCUAAAAGUAUCUGGUUUUAAAUAUACUUACUGUGGUAGAAAAGUACUACAUUGUCAUACUUGAGUAAAAGUACAAAGUAAAAGUAAAUGCUGUACAUAAAAUUCCUUAUAUUAAGCAAACUAGUUGGCGCUAUUUUCGUGUUAUUUUUAAUUACGGACAGAAAGGGGCACACUUCAACACUCAGACAUAAUUUACAAACACAGUAGUUGUGUUUUGUGAGUCCGCCAGAUCAUAGGCAGUAAGGAUGACAAAGUGUUAUAUUGAUAGGUGCCAUAAUUCUGCUUCAGCAUUCUAAUUGUAACGAGUACUUUUGUGUGUUAGGGAAAAUGUAAGGAGUAAAAAGUACAUUAUUUUAUUUAGGAAUGUUGUGGAGUAAAAGUAAAAGUAGUCAAAAAUAUAAAUAGUGAAGUACAGAUACCCCAAAAAACUACUUAAGUAGUACUUAAAAGUAUGUUUACUUAAGUACUUUACACCACUGGGAACCCCUGAGGGGAAGUCCAUAAUCUGUCUCCUGUUGCCCUUCAAAUGUUGGUCUGGACCUGGGGGCUCAUUAGAAUCAGCUGCCAUGGCGAUGAGGGAGAGGAGGAUCCAAAGAGAUGUCUGUCUGACCUCUAAACCUAAAUCCUGGAGCCUGCCAGAGUCUGCCCUGAGAAGCUCUGUCAGUCUCAGUAUCUCACCCUGGAGGACUGCUCAAGUCAUAACUAGAGAAGUCUCUCAUGUCAUGGGAGAUGGCAGGGGUGUCAAACUAAUUUUGGUCCGGGGGCCAUUUGGUCUUCAUCGAGGUCCGGAGAGCUGCACUGAAAAUGUGCUAUAUUUCCUCACUGUCAAAAAGUGCAAAAAAUACUUCUCUAUUGUUUUUGAAAAUGUCACUCCUUGUCAGUCUAGCUUUCAUUUCAGUGAUUUUUAGGAUGCUGGACACACUCAAGAAACUGUAAGAAUGUAGGUCCAUUCGCAUUUCUACACAGUUUCAAUGUUGUUUUAGUCAUUUUAAAGUAUAAUGAGUUUGAUUCCCCCUUAAAAAUGUAUAAUAAUAAUUAAAAAAAAUAAUAUAUAUACAGUACCAGUCAAACGUUUGGACAAUAAUAAUUUAAAGAAUAAUAUAUAUAUACAGUACCAGUCAAAAGUUUGGACACACCUACUCAUUCAAGGGUUUUUCUAUAUUUUUACUAUUUUCUACAUUGUAGAAUAAUAGUGAAGACAUCAAAACUAUAAAAUAACACAUAUGGAAUCAUGUAGUAACCAAAUAAGUGUUAAACAAAUCAAAACAUAGUACAUAAGUGGCCACCAUUUGCCUUGAUGACAGCUUUUUUCUACAAUGUCGAAAAUAGU
Molecule: messenger RNA, 4604 nt
Organism: Oncorhynchus masou masou (cherry salmon)
Lineage: Eukaryota; Metazoa; Chordata; Actinopteri; Salmoniformes; Salmonidae
Product: anoctamin-10-like
Exons: 13
Coding region: 327-2399 (690 amino acids)
Source: RefSeq, a predicted model, not a curated record